AUGCGCAACCUUCGCAAUGUCCGCUUUGGGCGGUGGAGCCAUCCCGAUAUCACAUCUGCCUGCUGGGACCCCGAGAAGGACGAAAUUGUUUGCACGAUUGGGCCGACAGUGGACAGCACGAGUAUUGAGCUGGUGAGGGUUUCGGAAAAUGAUCUCACAUCACACAAAUCAGUAGCAAGCUGGAAUGCUCCCAGUCCAAGUCCAGAUCUACCAGUAGACAAAGUUGUCAACAUCCAGUAUCUCAGCAGCUCAGGAACGACAUGUCUGGUUCUCGAAGGGGGAGACAUCAUUACCGUCCAAGAGGACCAAUUCUCAGAUGAUGGCGCUCACAUUGAGAUCAUGGGCUCCAUUGAUGCCGGUAUUUCUGCUGCACGAUGGUCCCCCGACGAAGAACUUCUCGUUGUGACCACCAAGGCAAAUACGGCUAUUUUCAUGGGCUCCUCCUUCGAUCCCGUGGCCGAAGUCACUAUGACGGCUGAUGAUCUCAAAGCCUCCAAACACGUCUCUGUUGGUUGGGGUAAGAAGGAGACACAGUUUCAGGGUCGAGGGGCUAAAGCACUGCGUGACCCAACCAUUCCUGAAAAAGUUGACGAGGGGUUGCCUAGUGCACAUGAAGAUGGUUCGACAACGAUUAGCUGGAGAGGCGACGGUGCCUACGUGGCUGUCAACUCGGUCCAGGAAGGCAGCAGACGAGUUGUCCGUGUCUACUCUCGAGAAGGUGAGCUAGAUAGCGCCAGUGAACCCGUUGAUGGGCUCGAAGGCGCACUUAGCUGGAGACCAUCUGGCAACUUGAUGGCGGGCAUCCAGCGACUGGCUGAUCGAAUCGACAUCGUCUUUUUUGAACGGAAUGGUCUUCGACAUGGCCAGUUUACCCUUCAAUCUCCCGAAGGCUCUAUUAUGUUUCACGAAAAGAUACGCUUAGAGUGGAACUCAGACUCAACUGUGCUAGCAGUCGCACUGAAAGAUAGCAUCCAACUCUGGACCAUGGGCAACUAUCAUUGGUAUGUAAAGCGAGAAAUCCCCAUUAGUGCCGAAUUUUUAUGCCUAUCGUGGCAUCCCGAAAAGGCCCUGCGAUUUGCCUCGGCUUCGUCCUCUGAGACAGCCAUCUUUGAGGAAGUCUUCCACACGGCUAGAGGGUCAUGCUUGCCACCAUAUGACAAUGGUGCCGUGGCAGUUGUCGAUGGCGAGACCGUUAAACUUACACCUUUCCGAACUGCAAAUGUGCCGCCGCCGAUGUCUCUAUUCGAUAUCACUGCCGAGUCGUCGGUAGUGGAUGUUGCCUUCGGGCGCCAGAACAUGUCAUUCGCCGUCUUGCACCGAAAGGGUAUUGAAAUCUACGACUGGCCAAUGAAGAAUGGACGCUCAAUCAAGCCCAAUCUAAAGUCCAAAUUGUCAUUCGCAUCCACCGGGGUUAGUGACAAAGUGGUUCCUCUACGCAUCUGCAGCACAUCAGGCAGCCAUUACCGGUGCCUCGCAUCAUCGGGAGACUCAGACCUGGUGCAUUUUGCAGUCAACGCCGACGCUGGCACGAUUGACAUUAUCAACAGCCAGGAAAACUUGGUUUCCACAUCAACCUAUGAAGAUGCGACGUCUGUAGAGAGCUACGGCCAGGAUAUUUCCGGAAACUUGUAUAAACUCUCCGAGACGUCGACCGACCUCCUUCCUCUCCAAUUUCCUACUCAUCUGCCCUGGUUUGAAAUCGUCAAAUUGGACGGAGAGUUAACCGCCUUUGGGUUGUCGAGAAACGGUCACAUUUAUGCCAAUUCCCGACUUCUAGCCAAAAACUGUACUUCAUUUGUCCUCACAGCCAGUCAUCUUAUCUUUACUACGAGCAAUCAUUUUGUCAAAUACGUGCACUUGGUGUCAAUUAUUGAGGAACUCGAGGUACCCGAAGAUGACCCCGAGAAAGACGAACGAUGCCGUAGUGUUGAGAGAGGAUCACGACUCGUUGUCGCCAUCCCAACGAACAUGAGCAUCGUUCUGCAAAUGCCCAGAGGCAAUGUGGAGACCAUCUUCCCUCGAGCCAUGGUAGUCGCUGGUAUCCGAAGCCUGAUCGAGGAGAAGAAUUACUCACGGGCGUUUGCGUACUGCCGUACACAACGUGUUGAUAUGAAUAUCCUAUAUGAUCACAAGCCGACGCAGUUUCUAUCCAAUGUCAGCCUAUUCUUGGAUCAGUUAAGUAACAUGACGUAUAUCGAUCUCUUUCUGUCAUCUUUAAGGGAGGAGGAUGUCACCGAAACAAUGUACAAGGAUACCAGGAGAUCACGAACCCAGCUCGGCAUUGAAACUGAACCAGUGCCAACCAAGCCCUCCUCCAAGGUCAACAUCGUCUGUGACGCCAUUCUCAAGGCCCUUCAGGCUCGCAAAGCCACCAAUGUCCAAAACAUCAUCACCGCACACGUCUGCAAGUCCCCACCCGCUCUAGACGACGGCCUCAUGCUCGUUGCCGAACUCAUGCGAGAAGAUGAAAAGGUGGCCGAGAAAGCAGUGGAACAUAUCUGCUUCCUCGUCGAUGUGAACCGCGUCUACGAAAAUGCACUGGGCCUCUACAAUCUCGACCUUGCUCUCCUUGUAGCACAGCAAUCCCAGCGUGACCCCCGAGAAUACCUCCCUUUCAUCCAGAAACUCCACGCUCUUCCUGAGCUGCGGCGCAAGUUCCAAAUCGAUGACCAUUUGGCCCGACGAUCAAAGGCCCUCUCACACCUCCAGGCCCUCGACGUCUUUGACGAGUUCUGCGUCUACACCACCAAACACUCCCUCUACCAAGACGCCCUCCGGAUCUAUCGCUACGAACCUACCCGUCUUCAAUCCAUUACCAAUCUCUACGCCGCACAUCUCGAAUCAAAAUCGUCCUAUCGGGAGGCCGGUCUUGCCUAUGAAUCCCUCAAAAACUACGCCAAGGCAACUAGCUGCUACCGCGCCUCGGGCGCCACCUGUUGGCAAGAAUGCCUCUACACCGCACAACAGCAAUCACCACCCCUAUCGGCAGAAGCAAUGACCGACCUGGCGACCAGUCUCGCCGACGCCCUUUGGGAAGCCAAGGACUACACUUCCGCCGCGACAAUCCACCUGGAGCACCUCUCCUCCCUUGAAACAGCCAUCAAGUGUCUCUGCAAGGGCUACCACUUCGCCGAAGCCAUGCGCCUCGCCGUUCAGAAAUCCUGUCCCGAACUCCUCGAAUCUGCCGUUGAUGUGGGUCUCGCCGAAGCGCUCGGAAGCACGACCGAGUUCCUCGCCGACUGCAAGGGCCAGCUCCUCGCACAAGUGCCCCGGAUCGCAGAACUGCGUCGCAAAGCCAUCGAGGACCCGCUAUCCUUCUACGAGGGCGAGAGGCCGGGCGGUAUGGAUAUCCCCGACGACGUUUCCGUAGCGGCUAGCUCGCGCAUAUCCACCAGCGCAUCCCUAUUCACGCGGUACACCGGCAAGGCAGGCAGCGUGGGCACCGUAGGAACAGGCGUAUCCCGCGCAACGAGCAAGAACCGCAGACGCGAGGAGAAGAAACGCGCCAGAGGACGGAAAGGAACCGUGUACGAGGAGGAGUACCUGGUGAAUAGUGUGCGACGGCUCAUCGAGCGUGUGAGCGGUACCAAACCAGAGGUAGAGAGGCUUGUGUUCGCCCUGGUAAGAAGGGGCAUGGCCGAGCGGGCGAGAGCAGCCGAGUCGUUGAUGAACGAUGUCGUGGAGGCGUGCCACACGGCGAUCUCGGAAGUGUUUGCUGCUCCCCCAGACAAUGACGACCAGCAGCAGCAUGUGGAGGGUGUGGGAGAAUUUACAUGGACGGCCAAGGGCGGCGAUGCCGUACUGCAAGAGUGGAUGGAAGGUCGGGCCAAGAAGCAGGAAGCUCCCGUUAUUACGGCUCUACAAAAGUUGACCCUGUUGGGAUAA
Messenger RNA from Metarhizium acridum CQMa 102, 3885 nucleotides. The record is from RefSeq and is a predicted model, not a curated record. NCBI's taxonomy places the organism in Eukaryota, Fungi, Ascomycota, Sordariomycetes, Hypocreales, Clavicipitaceae.